ACCCAGCGCUGGGGGGCUCGAACAGCAGCAGCCGCCAGGGCUGCCCCAAGGCCCCGCAGGCCGCUCCUCCCCCGCUCGCCUCUGACUGGCGUUGUCGCCUCACGCGGCUGCUGCCUGUAUGGACGCUCCGAUUCUGGCACCAGCGCGCCGCGUUGAGCCGGAGUGAAACCCGGCAGCGCUAGGGGGGGAUCCGAGCGUCCACACAGGGAGCGGCGCGGGGACGAGCCCGAACUCCCCUCGCCUUAAGGGACGGCUCGCUCCGGGUCUGUGCGGCCUGGCUGCCGGCAACGGGGACCUCACCCCGCCUGCAGCCCUGUUGGAGAUAGUUUUCUUCAGUGGCAGGGAGCGGGGUAAUGAGGGGAAGGCAGACCCAGCCUGGCCCGGGUAGCCAGAGCUUGACUGUCCGUGGUGAUUAGUAGGGAAACGGGCGGGGUCCUGUGGUGGAAUUAGGCUGCGCAGGUUGAAUGUUGAGGACGAAUGAAGAGCGAUGCACAGAAGAUGGCUAAAGUUUAGCGGUUUGGACUGCACUUAACGAAACCGUGCUUGAAAUAUGCAUUGCAGUCAAAAGAUAUUAUUUUGCUGAGCUCUUUGAAGCGGACAGGCAUGCUUACAUACAUAAAUGUAGCCCUGAAGUUAAAAUGUGAAGUUGUUCUGGAGAAUUAAACUGUCAACAAGACUAGUUCCAGUGGAUGGCCUAAAACCAUGUCCUUGUCUCGUGUUGAAAAUCCUUGUUUUCUGCUCUUCCUAGCUGUCUUUCAAGCAAUAUUUAUCCUGAUUUUGUACCGAGGUGGAGCAUCGAGUGUGUUUCGAGGAUUUUUAGAUGCACCUCAGCCUUGGGAUUACUCAAAAACACAGGAUGUGUAUACAAAUCUCAGCUUGUUCACCCGAGCUCCUAAUGAAGAAACUAUGCCAUAUUGCACAGCCCAGUCACCGAUAUUUGUUGGUCCAUUAACCAUCACCUUUAAUGCAUUCCCCAGUGAAAGAAUGAUAAUAAAAAAAAAUCCCUUUGUUCGGUUUGGAGGCUGUUACAGCCCUCCUCAUUGCCUGGCUCGCUACAAAUCAGCCAUCAUUGUACCAUACAAGAACCAGGAGAAGCACCUGCGACACCUUCUCUAUUAUCUUCAUCCCUUCCUACAGCGCCAACAGCUUCACUAUGGCAUCUACUUGAUUCACCAGGCUGGGAAUGCUACUUUUAACCGAGCCAAGCUCCUUAAUGUUGGUAUCCGGGAAGCCAUGAAAGAUGAAGACUGGGACUGUCUGCUCCUGCAUGACGUGGACCUAAUUCCUGAAAAUGAUUAUAACCUCUACGUUUGUGAUGAAUACUACCCCAAACACAUUGCCAGUGCCAUAGACAAAUUCCAGUACAGUUUGCCAUAUUGGUCCUUUUUUGGAGGUGUCUCUGCUUUGACUCCAGAGCAUUACAUGAAGAUAAAUGGGUUUCCAAACACCUACUGGGGCAGUCGUGGUGAAGACGAUGACAUUGCUGCAAGGAUUCAGUUAGCAGGAAUGAAAAUAGUCAGGACCCCUAUUCAUCUUGGACGCUACAAAAUGGUGGAUCUUGAGCAACACAAAGGGAAUGAAGAGUACCCAAUAAGGUAUUCUCCUCCCUUCAGGCCUGCUCCACUGCAUAACACCAAAAAAACAUGGAAGGAUGAUGGAAUGAAUUCUGUAGAGUUCAAACUCCUUUCAAGAAAGAAGCACCUUCUUUAUACCAACAUCACUGUGGACAUUGGGAAUGCUCCCACGCUGCCUCCAGAGGGGAAAAAACAAUGAGAAGAGAGCUUGAGUAUUGGUGCAGCACCUGGAAAUUGUACAGCACAGGAGGUGCCAGCCUAUUGUUAAUCAGGAAUCGGAGGUCUACAACGAUUGAGGAAUUAUUUCCUGCUGUGGGCUUCACCUUUCCUCCAAACGUGCAAGGGUUAAAAGAGAAGUCUUCAGGAAUGAGGCAUGACAGCUAUUAGACUGGAUUCAGUUUAUUGUAGAGAAUCCCUUUUUAAGCACUGUAAAAUGUGAUGCUUACUGAGCCCUUUACACACCCCCACCCACCCACCUCUGUUGCAGCCUUGAGGAGUACAUCCUUAUUCAUCACCAGGCAAAUCCAUUCCAAGCUGCUACUCUUAAAUCAGUAUCACCCAUUAGCUGGAUAGUUAGUUGAAUGCCAGCUAGGUAACCUAGUAUUUUAAAAUGAUAAUUGGGUUAAAGCCACUCUGAGGAGGUCUUUCAUGUUUUGUUUGAAAGAAACCUCAGUCCUAUCUCACUGGUAAAGAGAUUCUCUAGUUGCAGUCUUUCUUGAAAUAAGUUUUUUCUUUAGUGUUAAAUAUUUCCCUUUCCAACUGUUACUUUUUUUUGUAAAUAUUCUUCAGGAAGUUUAAAUAUAAGAUUUUGAAAGUUAGCCCUCUUAUGGUUCCUGUUUUAUGUGAUCACUUGCAAUGUACAUGAACUCCACAGGAAGUCUAGCGGCUUGGUAUAGCAAAGUCUUGUCUAGUCAUAAGUAGAGCAGGAACCUGAGUAUUGGCCUCCUGCAUAACUUUUUUUUUGUGUGUGUGUCUGCCAGUGUUGAUCUAAUUUAUAAGCUAUUCACUUAGAACACUACUAAAAAAACUCAGCAUGGGACUGGUAGAAAUAACACUCCAUGUAUCUAUAAGAGCUAGAAAAGGGUUACUUUAAAUAUAAGUUACCAGUCUCCCCUCAGCUGCAGGAAUUGGUAGGACCCUACCAAAUUCAUGGUGUAUUUUGGUCAUUUUCAGAGUCAUGAGAUUUUUAAAACUGUAAAUUUCAUGGAGUUGUGGGGCAGUCACAAGGUUAUGUAAGGGGGGGUUGCAGAACUGCCAACCUUACUUCUGCACUGCUGUU
Mauremys reevesii (Reeves's turtle) is the source of this 2853-nucleotide messenger RNA. RefSeq names its product beta-1,4-galactosyltransferase 3-like. The transcript has 7 exons. NCBI's taxonomy places the organism in Eukaryota, Metazoa, Chordata, Testudines, Geoemydidae. Gene Ontology annotation, molecular function: glycosyltransferase activity. The record is from RefSeq and is a predicted model, not a curated record. The coding region runs from base 703 to 1773 and encodes 356 amino acids. Gene Ontology annotation, biological process: carbohydrate metabolic process.